AGUUAGCGGCCGUAACCGGUAGGCGGUAGCAUAUUAUUAUUUAUACAGCACCCCCCAUUGAGGUUGGUCAAAGACAGAAAUUUUGCAGCAAGAAAGCGGAGGAGAAAGUAUCUGAAGCCACGAUGGGAUCCUUUCUUUCUUCUCCUGCACCCUCCUCCGAAGGGCAACACCAAUCAGAUGCCAUCCUUUUCAUUCAUAGUGUAGCCGAUUGGAAAUCCCACUUCGACUCUGUUAAAGCAUCAAACAAGCUGCUGGUCGUUGAUUUUAGCGCUUCCUGGUGUGGGCCAUGUCGAUUCAUUGAGCCGGCUGUCCACGAGUUUGCACAAAAGUACACCAAUGUCUCAUUUGUGAAGAUUGAUGUGGAUGAGCUGCAGAGUGUUGCUAGUGAAUUGGGGAUUCAGGCAAUGCCUACUUUUCUUCUUUUCAAGGGAGGAAAUCAAGUCGACAAGGUUGUUGGUGCCAAGAAAGAUGAACUAGAGAAGAAAAUCCUAAGCCACAUGGGUUGACUCAACUCGAAUUCAUCUAUAUGAUGAGGGGAGUGUGUUGAUCAUAUAUGGCUUUAAUACUGUGAUCUUGAUGCUGUUUUUAUGGUUGUAUUUGCGACUUAGGAGACAACUCGACCUUCUUUCCCAUUGGAGAAAAGAAAAAAAAAUGAAAAACAUCCCAAUGCUUUAUAUUGGCUUUGGUUAUCAAACUACAGAUUGUUUGCUGCUUCUUGUCUUUACCUUGGAGUUCAGAACUAAAUAAAAUGAGUUGAGUUUCUGUUUC
Molecule: messenger RNA, 768 nt
Organism: Nymphaea colorata (pocket water lily)
Lineage: Eukaryota; Viridiplantae; Streptophyta; Magnoliopsida; Nymphaeales; Nymphaeaceae
Product: thioredoxin H2-like
Exons: 3
Coding region: 123-506 (127 amino acids)
Molecular function (GO): protein-disulfide reductase activity
Source: RefSeq, a predicted model, not a curated record